Molecule: messenger RNA, 2348 nt
Organism: Bombina bombina (fire-bellied toad)
Lineage: Eukaryota; Metazoa; Chordata; Amphibia; Anura; Bombinatoridae
Gene: BBS12
Product: Bardet-Biedl syndrome 12
Exons: 2
Coding region: 268-2241 (657 amino acids)
Biological process (GO): chaperone-mediated protein complex assembly; photoreceptor cell maintenance
Molecular function (GO): ATP binding
Source: RefSeq, a predicted model, not a curated record
UCUCCAGACAUUGCAACAACGAGCGCUCCCUGCCCGCCAUUACUAACGAACGUUGAUACAACAGACGCUAAUUCUAAGGUCUCCUUGGCAACCUCCGCACCCGCCCAGAGCCCGCCUCUGUUUCACUGGAGCGCAGUUACUGUCGGAUUACGUUGUCUGUUUACUGUAUGUGGAUAACCUGGCAGCCUUGGGGAAGACCGUGGGCGGGAGGAUGAGCUGUCCCCAUUUGUGAAAGAGGUAAAGGUGAUUAAUUGUUCAGAAACUACUAUGAGAUUAAGAGAGCAUAAAGGACUACAGCAGCUGUCUACGUUGACAAAUUCUGUAAAAUCUUUCUUGGGACCAGUAAAAUCAUACAAAUUUAUUUUUGACCAGAGCACAAAUGAAAGUACUUUGACUUGUUCUUCAUUUCAUCUUUUGGAGAGUCUGGACUUAACUAGUAGCGUUGGACAACUUCUUAAUGAAACAGUUCAGGCUCAUCAAAAACGUUAUAAAACUGGAACCACCACUUUGCUUUUGCUUGCUGGGUGUUGGAGCAGUUCUGUACUUGAAUGCCUUCAACAAGGAAUACCAACUUCACUAAUAGCCACGUUACUAAUAGAAGGACUAAACUCUUGCAUAGAGCAAGUCCAACACUUGCUAGUUCCUCUUGAGAAUGUGUCCAUAACCAGAGGUUGUGUAGCUGAAAGGUCUUUUGCCACGGGCCACAUUCAUUGUGUAUCCCUAUGUGAGCAUACAUCAAAGUGUGAGUACCAUUGUGAAGAUCAGGAUUCUAAAAAUAAAACUGUUUCUAAAUGCAAUAACUCUUUUUUAAAUAGUAAGGGUCCCGGAGGCCUACAUCAGCCUAGUGGGACACAUUUUAAAAUCCAGAGUAAUCUGAAAAAGAAGCUUACUCACAGUAGACAUUUCUACGUUUCUGAGCGCACUUUUUGUCAGGAUUUUUCACAAAAGACGGAAGCUGAUUCAUCCUCAAGUCAUACGCUGGAAAAUGUGGCAAGAUCUUUGAGCCAUGGUAGUCAGAACGUUAUGAAUCUGGUGAAAAGUGCGUUUUACCAUUUUGUUGAAAAUGCUAAUGAAACAUCUGUCACCAAAAGCCACAUUCAUGUUUCUCGGCUUUACACUUGCUGUUUACCUGGUUUAUCUGAAGAAUACUGUAAUGCUUCUUUUGGGUUUACAACAUUAGUACCACCAGAGAAUGCAGCUGUCUCUAAUUACCUAAAGGGCAAGUCACUACAAGUCCUUCUUUUAGAUGGUAGCUUAACAGAGAGCUAUCGCCAUAUGGGAUUUAACUGUUCAACCAACCUAAAAAUUGUUUCUGAUCCUUUCAGUGUGAAGAGUAAACGGGAAGAAUCAUGGGUUAGCGGAACAUUCAGUAAAAUUAUCCAAGCCAACGUUAAUUUGAUUUUAUUAAAAGGUGAUAUAUGCCCCAUACUUAUGAAUCAGUGCAUUCAUAGGAAUAUUCUUACUGUUUCUCAUGUACCACAAAAUGUUCUUGAGGCAUUUAGUGAAUCUACACGAGCGAUACCCGUUACGUAUUUAACUCAGCUUAGUCAGUGUUGCAUAGGUAGUGGAGCUUUUGUCAGCAUUUGCACCAAAGGGAGUACAGUAAUAGAAGUAGGUCAAAGAAUUGCCAUUAAUAUUAAUGCAAGGAAAAUGAAUCUAAUAACAGUCAUUCUGAGCAGUAGAAUAGGGUCAAAGAUGCACAUAAUAGAAGAUCAGUUUUGGUCUUCAGCUUACAGGAUACAUCACGCUCUACAAGAGAAAAAAGUGUUUCAUGGAGGUGGAGCUGUGGAGGUUUUGUGUCUUGCUCACCUUAGGAAACUUGAGGAGGAAUGUAUUCAAAAAGAGAGCCCAACUGAAGCAGCAAUGUUUCCCACCAUGUCAUCAUGGAUGGUUAAUGCUUCCAUACAUUAUAAGGCAUAUAUAUUCAAAUGCCUUGCUAAGGGCUGGUAUAAAUAUCUCUCUAUCCUAUUUUGUAAUAUUGGUGAAUAUACUUCAGAACUGGAAGCCAUGACGUUCAUACAGAAGGAACUUCAGAAUAUUAGUUGCUCUUCUUCUCCAUCACAAUACAUACUAAGAGAGUAUAAUAAAAAAAUAUUAUUAAUUGAUAGUUAUACCAAAGGUGGCGUCGAACCAGUGUAUGAUAAUGUUACUCCGAAAAUUGAGGCAUGGCGCCGUGCUUUACAUUUGGUUCUUGCAGUACUUCAGACUGAUGUUGAGAUUAUAACAGUAUCGUCUGCAUAAAAGUGAGCACAUGCAAAUAAAAAAAAUAAGCAUUUCUAUGCUGGGAUGAUUUUAAAAUGAUGGAUAAAAAAUAAGCAUUGGAUAAGCAAAUAAAAAUGAUUUCUUUU